This is a messenger RNA of Alternaria postmessia, 1335 nucleotides long. RefSeq lists its product as uncharacterized. Gene Ontology annotation, cellular component: nuclear pore; nuclear pore central transport channel. NCBI's taxonomy places the organism in Eukaryota, Fungi, Ascomycota, Dothideomycetes, Pleosporales, Pleosporaceae. The transcript is spliced from 3 exons. Gene Ontology annotation, molecular function: structural constituent of nuclear pore. Bases 1 to 1335 code for a protein of 444 amino acids. Gene Ontology annotation, biological process: nuclear pore organization; NLS-bearing protein import into nucleus; protein localization to nuclear inner membrane. The record is from RefSeq and is a predicted model, not a curated record.
AUGUCAUUCAGCUUUGGAAACACGGCUGGUGGGGAGAAGAAGACGGGUACUCUUUUUGGAAGCACUACAGCACCAGCUGGUGGUCUGUUUGGUCAAUCGCAGCAGCAACAGCCACAGCAGUCAAACGCGACACAGUCUGGCGGCCUCUUCGGGUCAUCGACCGCCCCCCAGAAUAACAACAACACCAACAACAAUGGCUUGUUUGGAUCAACACAACCACAGCAGCAGAACUCCGGAUCGAGCUUGUUUGGCCAGCCGCAGCAACAGCAACAGCAGCAAAAUGCAGGCUCGAGUCUCUUUGGACAGCCUCAGCAGCAACAGCAACAACAAAACGCGGGCUCCAGUCUGUUCGGCCAACCCCAGCAGCAGCAGCAGCAGCAACAACAGGGGCAACAGCAACAGCCAAACAUGGGCAACAGCCUAUUCGGCGCCUCGUUGCAGCCAGCACCUGUUCUCAACAACGUACAGGCGCAAAGCGUUCAGCAACAGCGCGAAGGGCUUCCGCAGCUGCGCCAGUCUUCUGCACAACCUUUUGCUGGCUCUGCCUACAUGACCGGUCACAGAGAGAAGUCGGUCAUCGAGCAGAUACGGAUUCUCAACAACAAGUGGGACCCCGAGAACCCUGAAUGCGUCUUCCAAUACUACUUCUAUAACUCGGUCAAGCCCGAAGAAGCGCCCUUCUACGGGCCCUCGCAAGGCGAAGACGAACGGAAAUGGGAGGAGGCUUUGUCAAAGAAGCCAAGCCCAGGUGCCAUCCCUGUGCUUGCCCGCGGCUUUGAACAGGUUGGAGAACGCAUCAAGCAACAAGCAGCUGCCGUCACCGCGCUCCGGACCAGACUGCACGAGAUCAACAACAGUCUGUCACUUCUCAAAGACGCGCACGAGCUGACUGUAGCUUCGCGCAUCACUGAAGCAAAGCGGAAGCACAUCGUUUUCACACAACGAACACUAGCCCUUGCAACCAAGGUCCAGAUCCUGCGUAACCGAGGAUACGUCAUGGAUCAGCCAGAGGAGGACCUGAAGAAGAAGCUCAUCGAGUUGGAGAAGCAGACGUUUGAUCCCGUACUUGGCGGGCGACAAGAAGAGAUCUGGGCGCGUAUGUCUGGUGUGCGCGAGCGGGCGCGUAUCCUUCAGGAGGAGACCGAAAAGCUGGGCAAAACGAUUGAGCAGCAACAAAACGGUGAACUCCUUACUGAUGAAGACCAAAAGGCACUAGAGAAGCUACUCAAAGACUAUGACCGACAACUCGAGCACCUCAAGAAGUGGGUCGACGACACUAGAGACGAGUACGAUGAAUGGGAGACGGCGCAGCAAUCAAGGCCGACAAAGCGAUAA